CACCUCCAUAAUCAUUAUGCUUCAAAAAAAAAUAAAAAAUUCCAUAAUCAAUGUAUAUACUAGUAAGUGUUAGAUCUUCUUCCAAAUAGUAACUGGGAGAUCUUUUUUCUCCGAAACUCAUUUGAUACAACUUCGAAGGAGAAUAAACAGAACAUUGGAAGAUUUGGACUCAAAUGAUAUGGGAGAGAGACAUCCUUACCUGUAAAUAUGUCCCUCUGGAUUUGCUUAGAGUUGUGGAAGUCUAAUUUAUCCUUUACAACAAAUUUUUCAACGUACAAAAUUUGCAGCAUGGCAGCAUGGGGGAGGGCCUCGACUAAGUUGAACAAGGUGAGGCUACAACCUGUUUUUUUUCACUAACUCGGAAUCUGAAUCUGAUUCAGUACCUGACUCGAUCAAUAAUCAUUCUUCUGAGUGUCCCGAUGGUUGUCGACUGUCCAACAUCAGUUAUCACAUAACCCGUGUGUUCCACUCCAUGUUCUCCUUCAUUAAAUGGUGCCCACCCAUUUUUAGCUAGAGUCAGUAUUUGAUGUGGAACUUGAAGGGUUUGCAAGAACUGAUGAAAGUCAUGAAAUGAUUGUCCAGUACUAGAAUUGGUACAACAGAUAACCCAAUUAUAUGAGACUUAACUACCAUCUUACCAAUACCAUGAACAGACAUGUAGUUAGACAUUUUAUCUGAUCAAACACCCAGUGAGAAUAUGUGUUGAAAAUCUGUAUUGGCGCACCAUCCGUAGGAGGAUUUCAAUUGUCAAACCUUCUGGCUAAGUACGUACUCUAAACUUUGAAGCUCUAAAAAGCAUACAUUAUUGGCAUGUCUUACCGUUAGACACCUGACCUAAUGUGUCAAGGCUUUCGUACCAGUUAAAAUGUAUCAUGGGCUCAUGGGAUCCAUGUCCAACACAGCACAUGGCACACUUGAACUGGUACAAAAUCCAUGUCAUCUAGUGAAAAACAUCAGGUGUCAAACAGCAUACAUUAAAUCACAACAAAGGACAAUUAUAACAAGUUCCAUUGAAAACAAAAAGAAGAAAAAAAGACAUAUUGCAACGCGUAACAAUCAGCCACAUAAUGCAAUUAAUAACACCCACACAAUGACAACUUACAAAUCUCACACAGGAAAACUCUAAAACACUCACACCAAGCUUAUAGUUUAUCGCGGAAUCACAGAAAUUCUAACAUCUUACCUCGAGUAUGAGAGCCUGCUCCAUAAACAGCUGAACUAGCCUUGUUGGUAGUCAAAGAGCAAUAUUUUAUGGUCUUUUCUUUUGGUUGGUCACUUUUCUGCAGACUCUACGGAAGAAAACACUGAAAUUUGCACCAUAUGUUGGUCACUUUCACUUUCCAUAUUUUGGUUGGGAGUUUUUCUUUCCAUACUUAGAUAAGUUAAAUUCCAAGUCGGUUUCCUAUUCCCCUCGAGACUCUCCCAUAUGUUGAUGCCUAUAAAAAGCCGCAGCGUUAUAGGUUUUGUUAAUUUUUAUUCGAUAGAUGGCAGAACCUUCUGUCUCAGAAGAAUCUGAAAGUAUUUCUGUAAUGGUUGUAUCCGAAAAUACAGAAUCCGCAUUAGGUACCACCAAUUCAGGUAAAGAAUGUGCAUAUCCGAAGAAAAAAACUACUUGGUGCUCACCAAAAGUGUUGCUUUUGAUUUUUUGUUUGAUGAAUUUGUUGAAUUAUGUUGAUCGGGGAGUUAUUGCAAGUACUGGUGUUAACGGAACGCCUAAGGUAUGCAACGCAAGUGGUGAGUGUAUUGCUGGUAAGGGAAUUCAAGGAGCUUUCAACCUGACAAAUUUCCAGGAUGGUGCAUUGUCUACUGCGUUCAUGGUUGGACUUCUCGUAGCCUCACCAAUAUUUGCAUCCUUAGCAAAGAAUUACAACAAACCCUUUAGGUUAAUUGGAGUUGGAUUAUUGAUUUGGACCAUUGCUACAGCUUGCUGUGGCGUUACAUCUAAUUUUUGGAAUAUUAUUGUUUGUCGGAUGUUAGUUGGUGUUGGCGAGGCUUCGUUCAUGAGUCUGGCGGCUCCUUUUAUCGAUGACAAUGCUCCUGUCGCAAGGAAAACGUUCUGUCUUGGGCUCUUUUACAUGUGUAUACCAGUUGGAAUUGCAUUCGGGUAUGUUUAUGGUGGAUUUGUCGCUAGUCAUCUUAACUGGCGUUGUGCUUUCUUUGGAGAAGCAAUUCUAAUGCUCCCGUUCAUCUUUUUAUGCUUUUUCAUGGAGCCUUUGCAGUUAAAAGGUUUCGAAUCUGGCGAAGCAACGUUAACAACAUCUGUGCAAAUUGAACUGCACGAGGUUAAAAUUACAGAAGUUUCCGAGCAGGGGAAAGAUGUUGUCUACGUCUCAUCUGGAGGAGGGUUGUCCAAUAACAAGAUCUCAAGGAAAACAUAUCUGUCAAAGCACACAAUCAAACGGAUUUCAAGAUUUUGCAAGGACAUGAUUUGGAAAGACAUAAAAGUCCUAUUGUUUGAAAAGGUGUAUGUCGUUAGCGUUCUGGGCUACGUAGCAUAUACCUUCGUAAUAGGGGCUUAUUCGUAUUGGGGGCCGAAGGCUGGUGCCGAUAUUUAUCAUAUGACUAAUCCUGAUAUGUUUUUUGGGGUGAUUACGGUUUUCUGUGGAACAUGUGGAACGCUGGCUGGCGCUUAUCUCUUUGAUCGCAUAAAUUGCUCAAUCAAGAACGGGUUUAAGCUUCUUACUGCAACAACAGCUCUUGGAGGCGCAUGCUGUUUUGGUGCCUUUUGUUUCAAAAGCAUGUAUGGUUUCUUAGCAUUUUUCGUAUUGGGCCAGUUGUUUCUCUUUGCUGCACAAGCACCAGUGACCUUUAUUUGUCUUCAUAGCGUCAAGCCUAGUUUAAGACCAAUCUCUCUGGCGAUCUCUACAGUAGCUAUCCAUAUCUUUGGUGACGUUCCUUCUUCACCACUUGUUGGACGUAUCCAAGAUCAAAUCCACAAUUGGAGGACGACUGCUCUUAUUCUCACGUCUAUCUUUGGUGUAGCAGCAGCUAUAUGGUUGAUUGGAAUCUUUCUAGACAGUGUUGACAGAUAUAAUGAGGAAGACAAUGCUAGUACAAACACGGAGCCAGUGGCUGCCGAAAACACAGUUGAAAAAUUUGACGAGCAUUCUGAGAUCUGAUCUUUCAAGAAAGACAGUCGCCAGAGAACCAUUUCCAGCUAAAUGUGCACCAUCAAUGUUCGGAAGAAGCCUUUCAGUUAAUGAAAAUGAAUUACAGGGACAUGCUGUUCAAGAUUGACGUGAAAUUGUAACUCACUUUUACGUACUCAAUUAGGAACAGGGACUACUCGAGAUGACCCGACAAGCCAGAGGGGUGGAAAGAAGUGACAGAAACAUAUUUGGCUUGCAAAUUACUGGAAGUAUUAUCUGAGGCGAUCGAUCUUGAUGAAGAAGCUCUUACUGAAGCUUGUGUUGAUAUGUACCAGAAAGUGGUGGUUAAUUUUUAUCUAAAAAGUUACCCGUUCGACGAUUCUAUGACAUUU
Molecule: messenger RNA, 3481 nt
Organism: Papaver somniferum (opium poppy)
Lineage: Eukaryota; Viridiplantae; Streptophyta; Magnoliopsida; Ranunculales; Papaveraceae
Product: probable sphingolipid transporter spinster homolog 2
Exons: 1
Coding region: 1485-3119 (544 amino acids)
Biological process (GO): transmembrane transport
Cellular component (GO): membrane
Molecular function (GO): transmembrane transporter activity
Source: RefSeq, a predicted model, not a curated record